Chinchilla lanigera (long-tailed chinchilla) is the source of this 3149-nucleotide messenger RNA. RefSeq names its product zinc finger protein 189 (gene Znf189). The coding region runs from base 303 to 2180 and encodes 625 amino acids. Gene Ontology annotation, biological process: regulation of transcription by RNA polymerase II. The record is from RefSeq and is a predicted model, not a curated record. The transcript has 3 exons. Gene Ontology annotation, molecular function: DNA-binding transcription factor activity, RNA polymerase II-specific; RNA polymerase II cis-regulatory region sequence-specific DNA binding. NCBI's taxonomy places the organism in Eukaryota, Metazoa, Chordata, Mammalia, Rodentia, Chinchillidae.
UUCGGGGGCGGGCGAACCUAGCGCUACUUGGCUGUGAGGAGGAGGAGGUAGUGGUAACCCGGAGGAGGCUCUGAGGCCUGAAAGACCGCGCGGCCCAGCAGGGGAGAAGGUUCGGGGUGGGGGUGCAGUCCGAGAGCGCAUCUGAUAUGCCGCUGGGAACGUGACCGCUGUGGGACCAAGGCAGGACCUGGCUGGACGCAGCCAGGGAGCCUCAUCUUCGUGGGGCCUAAUUUCCUGCAGCCAGCUAGGCCUCACCAGCAAGACCUCCUUUCUUUGCGUCUCUCCAGUUCUCAGACUGGGAAAUGGCCUCCCCGAGUUCCCCGCUGGAGCCAAAGGAGUUGCUGACAUUUGAGGAUGUGGCUGUGUUUUUUACCCAGGAGGAGUGGGAUUAUCUGGACCCAGCUCAGAGAAGUCUCUAUAAGGAUGUCAUGAUGGAGAAUUAUGGAAACCUGGUCUCAUUGGAUGUUUUGAACAGAGAUAAGGAUGAAGAGCCAACUGUGAAACAAGAAAUUGAAGAACUUGAGGAAGAAGUGGAACCACAGGGUGUUAUAGUUACAAGAAUCAAAAGUGAAAUUGACCAGGAUCCCAUGGGUAGGGAAACUUUUGAACUUGUUGGUAGGUUAGAUAAACAGAGAGGGAUCUUCUUGUGGGAAAUACCACGGGAAUCUUUGACUCAGGAACAGAAAAUGUUCAGAGGAAACACUAACAUCCGGAAGAGAUCAAACACAGAAGAGAAAUGCCAUAAAUGUGAAGAAUGUGGAAAGGGUUUUGUUCGUAAGGCCCAUUUCAUUCAACAUCAAAGGGUUCAUACUGGUGAGAAGCCUUUUCAGUGCAAUGAAUGUGGAAAAAGUUUUAGUCGUAGUUCAUUUGUUAUUGAACAUCAGAGGAUUCACACUGGUGAGAGGCCCUAUGAGUGUAAUUACUGUGGCAAAACCUUUAGUGUGAGCUCUACCCUUAUUAGACAUCAGAGAAUCCACACUGGAGAAAGGCCUUAUCAGUGUAAUCAAUGUAAACAGAGCUUCAGCCAGAGAAGGAGCCUUGUUAAACAUCAAAGGAUUCACACAGGUGAGAAACCUCAUAAAUGUAGUGACUGUGGGAAAGCCUUCAGUUGGAAGUCACACCUUAUCGAGCAUCAGAGAACUCACACUGGUGAGAAACCCUAUCAUUGUACCAAAUGCAAGAAAAGCUUUAGUCGAAAUUCAUUGCUUGUUGAACAUCAGAGAAUUCACACUGGGGAAAGACCCCAUAAAUGUGGUGAAUGUGGGAAAGCCUUUAGGUUAAGUACAUAUCUUAUACAACACCAAAAAAUCCACACUGGUGAGAAACCUUUUCUUUGUGUUGAAUGUGGAAAAAGCUUCAGUCGAAGUUCAUUCCUUAUUGAACAUCAGAGGAUCCAUACUGGUGAACGACCAUAUCAGUGCAAAGAGUGUGGGAAAAGUUUCAGUCAACUUUGCAAUCUCACGCGUCAUCAGAGAAUUCACACAGGGGACAAACCUCAUAAAUGUGAGGAAUGUGGAAAAGCCUUCAGUAGGAGCUCAGGUCUCAUUCAGCAUCAGAGAAUCCACACUAGGGAAAAGACUUAUCCAUACAAUGAAACUAAAGAAAGUUUUGAUCCAAAUUGCAGUCUUGUUAUACAGCAAGAGGUCUACCCUAAGGAAAAAUCAUACAAAUGCGAUGAAUGUGGAAAAACUUUCAGUGUUAGUGCUCACCUUGUACAACAUCAAAGAAUCCAUACUGGUGAAAAGCCCUACCUAUGUACUGUUUGUGGGAAAAGCUUCAGUCGAAGCUCAUUUCUUAUUGAACAUCAGAGAAUCCACACUGGUGAGAGACCUUAUCUGUGCAGACAGUGUGGCAAAAGUUUUAGUCAACUUUGUAAUCUUAUCCGACAUCAGGGUGUUCACACAGGUAAUAAGCCUCAUAAGUGUGAGGAAUGUGGAAAGGCCUUUAGCCGAAACUCAGGUCUUAUUCAGCAUCAGAGAAUACACACAGGAGAGAAACCUUAUAAGUGUGAGAAAUGUGACAAAAGUUUCAGUCAACAGCGCAGCCUUGUCAACCAUCAGAAGAUCCAUGCAGAGAUCAAAACCCAAGAAACCCAUGAAUGUGAUGCUUGUGGUGAAGCCUUCAAUUGCCAUAUUUCUCUUAUUCAGCAUCAAAAAUUGCAUACUGCAUGGAUGCAGUAAAUGUAGAGAAAUAUGUAGGCUCAAUUUGAGACUAGCUAUCCAAGGACAGUUUUUGUAUGGUUAAAUGUGAGUUAGAUUUAGUGAUAAAUUGUCCUUGGCCUAAAGCACAUGGUUUCUAAAGAUGGUGAAUCGUUGACAACUGUCCAUGGGCAGUUGACUUUCAAGUGUUUUUGUGACCCUGGAGAAAGACUAAUUAAACAUCUUUCUAGCAAGUCUUUUAGCAGAGAAGUUGAAUCUAGGUGCAGAUCAUAUAGAAGUGCUCUGAAGGACAGUUAAAUUAGUGCAAGGGAACUGAGAACAAGGGCACUAAUGUUAAAAAAGUAAGAAUGAGUUCUUUGCCACCUUCUCAUGGCAGUCCUUUCCGUUCUCUGGUAAUGUUUGGCUAUGCAUGUCAGAGCCCAAUGAUCAAGCAUACAUAAGUUGUCAAAAUCCAGAUGUCAUUGAGACCAGUAUACAAAGAUUUUUUAUUGGUAAGUCAGCUGUUGGACAUGAGUUAAUGAAAGGCUAUUUCAAUACCUAGUGAUUCUCAGAUCAGUGAAAUGAGUGAACCAUUAACUCUGUAUAUAAAGAUUAUGUGACUAAUUAACCUAUGAAAGGUGUUGCCAAGGAAUCUUUGGGAGUGCCUUUCCGCCUCACAAGAUGGGCCAAAAAAUGUGGAAGAAAAUAUUCUUUGAUGCCAUCCCAUCUGUAAAAGAUAUUUGUAAAACUAGAUGAUAAUGCUCAUUCCUGCUCUACCAGGAUCAUGUGAAAGUAUGCAUAUUUUGAUUACCAAUAAUUGGAAAUUAAAAGACCUGGAGUUUAUGCUAGGAAGCUGAAAUAUUUUGGUAUUGCUUGGGGUUUUAUGGUAACUAGAUUUUGCAUGCAAUUUUAAAGGCUUUAUUUCUGAUUCUAGGGCUUCCCUUAGUUCAUGGUGGUUAUAAACUUAUUAAGCAUCUGUUUUAAUUAUUAAAACCCAUUUUGUUUUUUGCU